UCAUUCUACUGCAAUUCGUCCUAAGGUGAACAUCCGAGCUUAAUAGUUUCAACGUGUGUGACAUUGAAGUGAAAGCUUGUUUCCUUCCUCAAUACCUUGAAAUAUUGAAAUAUAUGAUUUGAAAUAAUUAUAACAAUAAGAAAAUCAAAAAGUAUUUACAAAUUUUAUAAUCGCUAUAUUAGCUACUACAGUGAAAAGCAAUUUAACUCCUAUUUACCAGUAUCGAUCGGCAAACAGUUUUCCGUGAACAAGCUAUAGUUUACAGCGGCGCCGACUAUAUUUCAACAAAAACGUUAAAAGUCAAGAGUCACCGUUACCGUCGCCGAGAUGGCGUUCAUGAUGCCUGUAAUGAAGAACGAUUGGGACAUUUACAACUCACAGCGGUCGCGGCGAGCCUCAGAGUCCGCGGACAAAGUGGCGAUCGGCGGCCGGGUUCGAAAAGUGUCCGAAUCAAGAUCGGAAGGUCCCGUGUUGUCCCCACGAACAGCCGCUGCGCUCAGCCCUCAUCGAAGUGCUCCUGCGAUGCGCUCGUUGUCCUACUGUCGGGUACCUCCGUCCCGAGCAUCAUUGCGAGUGCACGAAAGCCGAAAGGGUUCGGGUAGCCCGCCCAGCAGCAGCGCGCGGGAAUCGGACAAGUUUCACAGCAGGGCGUGCGCCGGAUCCCCCGAGCGACAUUCGCGCUGUGGCGCCUGCAUGCCCUACCUGUGAAGCGGCCAGGCCCGAGGGCUCUCGCCACCGCCCUCGCCGACACACCAUCUGUGAUAUGUACGCGAUAGAGCACACCAGUUGAGUACGUUUGAAUGUGUUAACCGAGGAUGGACGCUGGAACCUUAAUGUUUGAACAUCCUAAUAGUAAUAGUCGUCACCUAUUUGGUUCGCUUUGGCGGUUGCAUGUUUGUUUAGUAUUAUGUUCACCUUCGAGUAUUAAAGGGUUGUCGAGUGAGGUUGUAACAGGGCUGUAUGUAGAAUGUUUAAGACUGCGUUUAGUUUAAGGUGGAAUAUCGGGAACGUUUAUUAGUCUAUUAUGAAGAGCUCUUAAAUCGUUCGUUUAAUCGUACGCCCAGUAGUCUUGGCAGUUCGCGAUUGGUAUCUGUGAUUUGUUAACUAUAAGUUACGGUGUUAUUAAUUUUAAAUGAAAAGAAGUACCUUAUUAUUUAUUUCUUUAAGCGUAAACGCCGUAAUGAUAAAUUAUCAGAAAAUGAUUAUUUGAAAAUCUGAUGAAAAUGUUUCAUUGAAAUUUGUAAUUUUUGUUUAGCUUGAUUAGUAAAUAUUAUUACAUUUAGUUUCGAAAUUGGAUUCAGUAUUCUUUGAUUGUACUUUAAAUGGAAGAUGCGUUUGCAUAUAAAUUUUACGACAUAGUGAUUUAAUUAUUAUGUGUUAGGUAGAGUUAGAGUAUAUUUAGCCAUCGACUUGACAUUAGCUUGUCCCAACUACAUUAUUAUUAUGUACAUGAUUAAGUAUUUUUUGUUACGUAUUGCAUGAUUUUAUGUGAUGUUAAAAAUGACUGUGUAAAUGGACCAGAUUUAUUAAAUUUUA
This is a messenger RNA of Vanessa atalanta (red admiral), 1536 nucleotides long. RefSeq lists its product as uncharacterized. The record is from RefSeq and is a predicted model, not a curated record. The transcript is spliced from 2 exons. Bases 328 to 708 code for a protein of 126 amino acids. NCBI's taxonomy places the organism in Eukaryota, Metazoa, Arthropoda, Insecta, Lepidoptera, Nymphalidae.